This is a messenger RNA of Sitodiplosis mosellana (orange wheat blossom midge), 1596 nucleotides long. RefSeq lists its product as uncharacterized. NCBI's taxonomy places the organism in Eukaryota, Metazoa, Arthropoda, Insecta, Diptera, Cecidomyiidae. The record is from RefSeq and is a predicted model, not a curated record. The transcript has a single exon. Gene Ontology annotation, molecular function: protein binding. Bases 1 to 1596 code for a protein of 531 amino acids.
AUGGAUUAUUUGUGGGCAAAAGAUGAUACGAGCUCCGAGUACGUUGACUAUUUUGCGGCUGUCAAAGAGAGCCACCGUGACGUUUUCAACGAAUGGGACCAGUUGCUGAGUGGAAAUUUGAUGUGGCUAAACAAGUACGAGCAGUUUUCGAAGAACAAUGAAACGUCAACGGAAUAUCUCAUCGAAGGCCAUCGCAAGUUCUCGGUUGACAAUUGGAGCGGCGCAAUGUUGAGCUAUAAUAAAAGUUUGUGUUUUGCCGAGCCCGGCAGCGUGAACGAAAGUCUCGCGUACGUUAAUCGGUCCGAGUGUUUUUUCAAAAUGGAAAUGUACACCAAAUCGUUUAUCGACAUCAAAAUGGCAAUCAAGUGGAAACACUCGUCGCGUGUGACAAAGCGUUUGAAACGUCUUCAUGACAAAUGCCUAAAGUUCUUGUGGCUUGGAUUCGGCAUUGAUUGUCCGAUGCCAAAGCUGAGCUUCGAUCCGGACGACAAUUUCCCAUGCAUGGCUGAUGUGCUCGAAAUACGCGAAAACGAUGAAUUCGGUCGUCACAUCGUCGCAAAAUGUGACAUUGAUGCGGGCAAAGAGGUGUUGGUGACGAAUGUGUUUGCAUCGGGCACAGCGGUCGGCAAUCAAUUGUGCUGCAGAAAUUGUAACAAGAUCGAGCAAAAUUUCGUUCCAUGCCGAAAAUGUGUUGGCACCGUGUUCUGUUAUGGCUCGUGCUCGGAACACAAAGCCAUUCAUCAGUUGGAAUGUCGCUCAUUUUUCCAUGUUAUCGGUGACACAACGUUGAAGCUGCCAAUUCAAACGACUUUGAUGGCCAUCGAAAUGUUUCCGUCGGUUGACCAUUUGAUGGAGUUCGUUGAACAAACGCGCAGAGCGAAUCGAAUCCCGACAUCAACGAAAAAUUCAACGUCACGCUAUGCCUUGUUCUUGAAUUUGUCACCGUUUCUCAACGAAGAACGCAUUUAUCCGGCGUAUCAAGCGUACACAUCGCUCAUGUCAAUUGCACAAGUCAAGCGUUUGUUUGAUACCGAGAGGAAAAGGCGAUUUUUGAUGCACUUGACUCUUCAUCAUUUGAUGGUCAUUCCACAGAAUUCAUUCCGGCACGAACGUUUCCACCGAGACUGGAUUCUCACCGAUUACAUCUACGAUGUUUUGUCUCUGAUUAAUCACUCGUGCGUGCCGAACGUGUUCAAUUACUCAACAUCCGAUGAAGUUGGCCACUGUGUCACCGUUCGACCAAUUCGAAAAGGUGAACAGAUUUUUAUCAAUUACCUGGGCAACGAAUGUAAAGAGUCACUGGAAUAUCGACGAAAGGCCCUCAAAACAUGGGAUUUCGAGUGCAAGUGCCCAAAGUGUGUCUUCCAAAGCAGCCCCAAUAAACUGUCACGUGACGAUCGAAAAAAGAUUACAUCGAACGCAUCAUGGAAGUUCAUCGCGGAAAAUUGCCAGAAAAGCCACUGCAAAGAAAGCAACUCCGACCUAAGAAUCCGCCCAAAGCUAAAGAAGGAGUGCGUCAAUUUUCUACAAAAAUUCGGCCAUUUGGUUUUGACACCAGAAAUUCGCUUUGUUAAACAUUGCUUCACUCUACACUGA